This is a messenger RNA of Arabis nemorensis, 585 nucleotides long. NCBI's taxonomy places the organism in Eukaryota, Viridiplantae, Streptophyta, Magnoliopsida, Brassicales, Brassicaceae. The record is from the annotation of a GenBank genome assembly.
AUGUCCAAAGAAGAAACAGUGUCGUCAAAAGGUAAAGAACCUUACGGUUGUAUCAGUGGUGUUAACUAUGGAACGAGGCUAGCUCCUCCGGCCAAGAAACUGAAAGCACAAGGCGGGGGCUUUGGGUAUGAUUGGGAUGAUGGGGUAAACGACAAUGUUCGUAUGAUAACAGUAACAUACGAUGGCUCAGGUGUGAACACCGUCAAGUUUGAAUACGCCUUAGGAACGAAUACUGUAGUCGGAGACAAGCACGGGUACAGCCCCAGUGAUGACCAGAAAAAAGAGUUCAGGCUCAAGGUUGAUGAAUACAUCACAUCCGUUGAAGGACACUAUGGUCAAAGGUUGCCACCUCCUGGACCCGAUCGUACUACGAUGAAAGCAUUUGGAUACGAGUCUAUGACAAUGCUUAACUUCAAGACAAACAUUACAACAUAUAAAGUGUUGGAUAUUAAACCAGGUUAUGAGUAUGUGGGCACACCGAUCAAGUUAACGGAGGAAGGUCACAAGAUUGUUGGGUUCUAUGGAAUGUAUUCCACUUGUGUUAACCAAAUUGGUGUUUAUGUCAAGCCAAUCGGUGAUGCUUAA